AUGUUCCAUGGAUUGCCAAGUGAAGACCCCAUUGACCACCUUGAUGAGUUUGAUAGGCUUUGUGAUUUGACAAAGAUCAAUGGUGUCUCUGAAGAUGCCAUCAAGCUGAGACUCUUUCCUAUGUCUCUAGCUGACAAAGCUCACCAAUGGGAGAAGAGCUUGCCCCAUGGCACAAUCACCACUUGGGAUGAAUGCAAGAAGGCCUUUCUUGCUAAGUUUUUCUCCACCGGUCGCACAGCCAAGCUUAGAGGAGAGAUAUCCAGCUUCAUCCAGCGAAACAAUGAGACAUUCGCAGAGGCUUGGGAGAGGUUCAAAGGCUACACAAGUCAGUGCCCACACCAUGGAUUCAACAAUGAAUCACUACUCUCCACUCUUUAUAGAGGAUGCUUGCCUAGGUAUAGGGAGAUGCUAGACACAGCUAGCAAUGGGAACUUCCUCAACCAGGAUGUAGAUGAUGGCUGGCAACUUGUGGAGAACAUAGCUAACUCAAAUGGAAGCUAUGGAGAAGAGUAUGAUCGCACCAACCGGAGCUCGACCCACCACUCGAUCGAGUCAGACGAAAAGUUGAGAAAAGAUGUUAAGGCAUUGAAUGAGAAGUUGGAUAAGCUGAUCCUAGCUCAGUCCACAAUGAAGAAAGUCAACUUUGUGUCUGCUGAGGAGAUGGAACCAGUCCAAGAAGGGGAGGAUACACAAUUUGCUGAGGUGUGCUACAUGAGCAAUGGGCAAGGAGGUUACAACAAAGGAUACUAUAACUACAAGUCCAACCCUGCCAUGUCAUACCGCAACACUGAUGUUGCUAACCCUCAGGACCAAGUAUAUCCUCAACAACAAGCAGCUCGAUCGAGUCAAGGUGCCACAACAUGGCAACUACUUCAAGGGCAAGCUGAUGGGGUAGUGGACACAAGCAAGAAGCUAGCUGAAAUAAACUCUAAGAUCGAGAACCUCAACACAAGGGUUUACUCUCUGGAGAAUCAUGCUUCUUCUGUUGCUGCUGCUACAAAGCAAGGACAACUACCUGGUAAAGCUAUUCAGAACCCCAAGGAACAGUGCAAGGUCAUCUUCACUCAAGAAGGACUUGUUGAAGAAGAGGAUCAAGAAAGGGUCAUUGAAGAUUUUUGUUUACUGCUGAAUGAUGAAGAGAUUGUUGCUGCUGAGGCUCCUGGAGUCCAGAUUGAUCAACCAGAAGUGCAUGCACCUACUGUGGCCAUUCACACUUCACCAGUUGAGCUCGCACGACAAGCUCGAUCGGCAGCUCGAUCGAGUCCAACUCUAGCUCGAUCGAGUCCGACCUCUUCUGUCCCAACCUGUUUUGCUUGA
This is a messenger RNA of Microthlaspi erraticum, 1317 nucleotides long. The record is from the annotation of a GenBank genome assembly. NCBI's taxonomy places the organism in Eukaryota, Viridiplantae, Streptophyta, Magnoliopsida, Brassicales, Brassicaceae.